This is a messenger RNA of Achroia grisella, 2517 nucleotides long. RefSeq lists its product as uncharacterized. Gene Ontology annotation, biological process: cilium assembly. Bases 1 to 2517 code for a protein of 838 amino acids. Gene Ontology annotation, cellular component: ciliary transition zone; MKS complex. The transcript has 20 exons. Lineage: Eukaryota; Metazoa; Arthropoda; Insecta; Lepidoptera; Pyralidae. The record is from RefSeq and is a predicted model, not a curated record.
AUGAAAGUCGGUGUGCUAUUCAAUGUAUUAUUGGUAACAUUUGUGGUAUAUGGAUUUGAUAUACCCAAUUGUAACAAGACAGAGUUUUAUGAACCGAGUUUGAGAACAUGCCAAGCGUGUCCCACGAACGUAUCAAUGGUUGCAUCUGCUGAUGGGUUUUCAUGCGUUUGCGAAGAGCACAGCGUUCCAUCAGGCAUCGCUCGUUGUAAAACGUGCAGUGCUACUGAAAUUGUGUCUGACGAUGGUUCUACAUGUGUGCCACGUAAAUGCCAGAACCUGUCUGGUCGAUAUGUCUGUAGGAAGUGUCCUAUUGAUUACAUUUCUGUAACACAGAAUUUCGAUGGUUCCCCAAUGAAGGAGGUUCUGUGUGUUAAAUGUGCUCGUGGUUAUAAAGCACAGGGCAACAUCUGUGUACGUUGCGAAACCUGUACUUGUGCCAAGAAUCAAAUAGUGGCCAAAGGGAUAUGUAUACCGAAGCGUUACUUAUCUGAACGGCCCAAAUAUGAAGAAACAAAACUACAUCCAUCUGAUGUGUUGGAAUUUGUUAAACAUGAAUAUCUGUGUAGCCAAAACGAUAUUUUGUCAUGUCGAACAUUAACAAGGGAAUGUGUUAAAAAUUUUUACGUGACAGAUUUAGCGGGACCCUGCAGGCUCUGGUUGCAGCCUAAAUUACAAACUCCAAAAGGGUUACCGCAUCUGUCAUUAGAUGAGACAGUUGAUAACAAACCAGGCGAUAUAGAUCUCUCUGUAGGAAAGGUUGGUUUCCUAUUGGGAGUAGCAGUGUAUACGUCAGAAGGAGGUGUGAAGUUUCUAAACGAUUACGACCGCAAACCUUUAUUAUGUCUUCCACCUAUUAAAAUAAUAAUCGGCAAUGAUUUUUCAUACAAUUGCAAUAUAAAUAUUUCGACAUUGUCUUCUAUUGAUAAUGAUAGCACAUUUGAAAUAUUUAAUGUUAUGGAUGGUGAAUUGAGAACGAUACCAGUUAUGAUACGCAAAACAAGUCGUUCCUACGUCCAGAAAGACACGUGGCCUACAAAUAUGUUUAGACGAUAUAUUCUGGUAGGCAACUAUUUAUCGAUUAGUAAAAAUGAAACCAACACGGUAUAUUUAAGAUCGAUGAAUAUUAGAAUACAGAUACAACGACAGAAGUACAAAUCGAGUUCGUUGAGGGGUCGAAUUAUGGUAGAAUUGAAAUAUGCUACACUAUCGCCUUUCACUGAUGUAGUUACAACUUCAUUAACGGUGGUACAUGAUAUGCCCAGUGCUGGAGUCAUUAGAGGUUUAGAGAUAUGGGGCGCGGUCCUUGGUUCUUUGCUGGCAUUGUACGCAUUGGUACAAUGGCGAGGGGAGUUACGUAGAGGUGGCUUACUUUUCUCUUUGGUGCCCCUACUGGCCGGGUCUAUUGCCGAUACCCUUUAUUUUGCGGCGAUUUUAUCCACACUGCAUGCCCUGGCUGCCGAAGCCGGCACGUUGGGAAUGACGUUACCGUUAUCAAAAACUGAAGAGUACAUACUGAGGGCUUUUGUGUACUCUGCAGUUUCAUUGAAGUUUCUGAAAGUAGCUUGGUUAAAUUGGAAGCAAAGCAUUUGUGAUAUAUUUUUCUUGGAUUGGACAGAAUAUAACUCAUCAUACGAAAGAGAUGUCUCUACUUCUGAUACAUGUAAUAAUUACAAAACUACAGCACUAGCGAGAGAGUGGAGUGACAUGCAAACCAAAAGACGAGCACCGCCUGGAUAUACUGUUACUUUAGCAUUAUUUAUUUACUAUAUGUCAUCUACAUGGCAGGAUUCCUUGCCUCCAAGUCGAGGAUACAAAUGGAGUGUAGCAGCAAUAGCUUGGUGGAGUGCCUACAUUGUGGUGUUAUUAUUUAGGAUUAUCCUGAACAAAAUCCUCGAUCCCCCAUCAUCUUUUCUUCCAAAAUUAUGUACUAGUGUGGGACUAUCGUUAUUAGUGUUCCAAGAUGAAUAUUACGCUCACUAUAUACAUGGACGGAGUGAUGACUCAAAGGAACUAAGGUCGAUGGUAGGGCCGCUGGCGAUGUGCCGAGUGGUUGUUGCUCCACAAUUAAGGGCCGUAUAUAAACAAUUGUCCAGUCAGGAUGCAGAUUUCUUAGGAGAAAAUGUUUCGAGACAGGUUCUUUUAUCAAGAUUUCUGGCUGCAUUCUUUGAAAGAGCUUUAGAUGGUUUAAACUGGGUGGCCAGCGAACGGUCAGUACCAGAGCGAUUAUUAGACAUCGAGUUGACUGUCAGGGAAUCCGGCAGCACUAGUGUCCUGUUGUACGACCCUUACGAUGCUGCGCCGUCUUGUUUUGCUGUGACGUGGUGGAGUGAGGAGUGGACUCUGGCUACAUUUGAUGCUAUGAUAUUCGGUAGCGUGGUUAUGAUCGCAGGAGAUUCCUUGUUGGCUGCUCUAAUCACUAUUAUAAUUUGGCAGAUUAUGAAAUUUACCAGAACUUGGUUUGGAAUUAGAAACGUGAACAAGAAGACGGGUACCGAAGUUUCUUUUUAUCCUAGAUAA